Hibiscus syriacus is the source of this 927-nucleotide messenger RNA. Its product is annotated as histone deacetylase 15-like. Bases 87 to 830 code for a protein of 247 amino acids. The record is from RefSeq and is a predicted model, not a curated record. Gene Ontology annotation, cellular component: histone deacetylase complex. Gene Ontology annotation, molecular function: histone deacetylase activity. The transcript is spliced from 8 exons. NCBI's taxonomy places the organism in Eukaryota, Viridiplantae, Streptophyta, Magnoliopsida, Malvales, Malvaceae. Gene Ontology annotation, biological process: chromatin organization.
CCUCCACGGUUUGACCUAGCCAGAUGAUUCGAGUUCAAAUACAGGUAUGAUUCUGGCAGAAACCUCUUUUGAACUCUGAAAUCAAUAUGGUCUCUGAAGCAGUUCAAGUGAGUUGUGUGACAAAUGGGGGGACUGAGAGCAAUCAAGGUUUUAAAAGAAAACAUUUGGGAUCUGAUCAGCAGGCAUCAGUUUCUUUUCUUAAUGGGUAUGAUGCCAAAGGGGAUAUAGGAACAUCUGGUCGAGAUAUGACUGCCAAAUUAGAUGAAGACACACAGCUUGACAAUGCAUCUGUUUGUCUGCAGAAAAAGGUGAGACUGCCAAAAGAAUUGGCUUUUCAAGAUAUGUGUGACAAUCAAGAUUUAUUUGAUGACGAGGAUGAGGAUGACAGUGACCGGGAGCCUGUACAAAAGCACAUAGAAGUUUUGAAGUGGUUUUGUACAAACUGCAAAAUGGUUAACCUUGAUGAUGUUUCCCACUGUGAUAUUUGCGGGGAACAUAAAGAAUCUAGCAUCCUAAAGCAUGGGUUUUAUGCGUCUGCUUUUUCAACAGCUGUAGAACUUAUUCAGGUUGAAUCAGAAGCCAGAGUGAGAGACAAAGAUUUUUGGUCAGAGGCUUCAGCUUCAAACUGUUCAACGGCAGUUGGGUUUGAUGAGAGAAUGUUGCUGCACUCAGAGAUUGAAAUGAAGUCACAUCCACAUCCAGAAAGACCAGAUCGUCUUCGAGCUAUUGCUGCUAGCCUUGCUGCUGCUGGUAUAUUUCCUGGAAAGUGCUGCUCAAUUCCUGCUAGAGAAAUCACUCUGGAGGAGCUUCAAAAGUUAUUUUACUCCUGACACAUGCUAAUGAGCAUUCAGCACAGGAUGCUACACUUGCAGCUGGUUUAUGUCUGAUCUUGCUUCAGCAAUAUUUUCAGCAACUGUUUCCGACCUC